Zasmidium cellare ATCC 36951 is the source of this 297-nucleotide messenger RNA. RefSeq lists its product as uncharacterized. The transcript has 2 exons. The record is from RefSeq and is a predicted model, not a curated record. Bases 1 to 297 code for a protein of 98 amino acids. Lineage: Eukaryota; Fungi; Ascomycota; Dothideomycetes; Mycosphaerellales; Mycosphaerellaceae.
AUGCGCCCUUCUGCAGCCUGCAACUUGGACCUCCUUUUCCCGAUGGACACAGCAACCCCGCCACCCCUCCAACCCAACAACCCCACAAACCCCACAAUGCCCCCCGACCAAAGAGACCACUUCCACGACAACGAGCUGGACAACGUCGUCCAACCCACCGACACCACCACGGGACAAGCCGUGACUUCGAUGGCGAAGGAAGCGGAGAAGUUGAAGAAGGGGGUUGAGAGGGCGGUUGAGCGGCGGCGGGGGGAGGAGAGGGCGAUGGAGAAGGUGGAAGUGAAGGAGGAGAAGUGA